Messenger RNA from Rhineura floridana, 3641 nucleotides. It is a transcript of the gene RFXAP, whose product is annotated as regulatory factor X associated protein. The transcript has 3 exons. Gene Ontology annotation, cellular component: nucleus. Gene Ontology annotation, biological process: regulation of transcription by RNA polymerase II. The record is from RefSeq and is a predicted model, not a curated record. NCBI's taxonomy places the organism in Eukaryota, Metazoa, Chordata, Lepidosauria, Squamata, Rhineuridae. The coding region runs from base 240 to 953 and encodes 237 amino acids.
GGGCUGCGUAAGCUUCCGGCGAAGAACAGCACGCGCCCUCACGCCUGCGUAGUAGCUGGCAAUCUGUCACUGCUGGCGGUGCCCGUUUGCCGUUGCUGUGGCAGCCGAGGAGGCCUUUAGAGGCCCCGGCUGCGAGGCCUUCGAGCGGGACGGAGGCUUCCAGGAAUACCAGCGGCAGCUCCGCCGCUUUCUCCUCCUCCCCUUCCCCAUCCCCGCCGCAGUCGCUCACGCUGCUGGUAAUGCAGCCCUGCGGCGGGGACGGGGAGGCAGUGGGUACCCUGCUGCAGCCUCAGGUAGUCCAGCCUGCGCAAGCUGCCUCAGAGGCGCCAUCCGCUCAGGGUGGCCUAAUGCUCUUCUACGAGGUGGGCCCUGCGGGCGAAGCAGAAGGAGACGGCGAGGCCGGCGGCGGUGGCGGCGAGAGCGCAGGCAGCCCCGGUGGCGGCCUGGAGGAUCUGGACGACGAGGACGAAAGCGGCGCCCAGUCGGGAGGCGGCGGAUGUAAAAGCUGCACGUACCAGGGCUGCAGCGAGACCACCACGCAAGUUGCGAAGCAGCGCAAGCCUUGGAUGUGCAAGAGGCACCGGAACAAGAUGUACAAGGAUAAGUACAAGCGCAAGAAGAGCGAUCAGGCCCUGGGCGGAGGCGGCGGAGGCCCCUCCUCUGCUGUCGUCGCCGCCGCCGCAGCAGCAGCGCAGUCUGGAGCCGGCGUCCCCGGAGGCAGCGGGCGGGUUGAGGAUUGCACUGAAAGUUCAGUUUCUCUAUCAAAGCAAAGAACAGGAAAUAUUGGAGAUCGGCCAGCAAAACCUACACUUUUGGAACAAGUGUUGAACCAUAAAAGACUGUCACUCCUGAGAAGUCCAGAAAUUGUACAUUUUCUGCAAAAACGACAGCAACUGCUAAGUCAGCAAGCAUUGGAGCAAAGGCAGCAACAGUUUCCAGGAGCACCAGUGUGAUGGAAGCAUAGUUAAAGACCCUCAGCUCAGUUUCAUGUUGGAAUGGGGAUUGAAGGAAUGAAGUUGAUUAGCAGAGGUCUAUAAGCUGUGCUAGCUGUUUUAUGCUGCAGUUUGCUUUCUGCUUAUUAGACGAGUAAGAAAAACUAGAGGAAUCGAUUUGCAUUUUGCAGAAAUGAUUUUAUUUAUUUAAAAUUGUUUUUAUUAGCUAUGAUGCAUCUUCUCUCCUGCUAUUGAAGUCUUCCAUUAAUAUUUUGGAAGCCACAUUUAACUUUUUUGGGGAGAGAUAAUUUAAUAGAUCCUAUAAAAUUCAAUUUUAUUAUUUUAAUAUUUUGCUAUGUGAAAAGUUUUAAUAUCUUGCAUAAAUUAUUCUUCAAUGACAGUCAUUGAAGAAAGCAAUACCUACUUUCUAUGGAAGUUUUAAAUUGUCAACUUUGAGCCAAUCCAGUACUUGUUGCUCAGGGAUGUGUGUGUGUGUGUGGGGGGGGAGUGCUGGGCUUACAGCUUUCUGAUGGAAGCUCAGCAAGAUUUGGCCCACUGUUGGUGUUACACUUGCCCCUCUGGCCAAUCUAGUUGAUCAUUUUCUAUAUUGCAUUAUAAAAUAAUGUAUCCCAAGUUGGUAUUUAUUUCAUGAACAUUUUUGUAAACAUAAUUUAAGUAUUAGUGUGGGUAUUGCAGUAUAUUACUGGCAUGAUUCAUUAAGAGGCAUCCAUAUGAGCUUAUUUAUAUUAAUUUUAUAUCUUUACUUGUGUACUAAUGAACAAAUAAUUCAUACAAGGAUACGUUAAGGUAUCAGUUUUGUAUCUUUGUGAUUUUUAGGCUAUUUUUGAACAUGUUUAAGGAUUUUUUAGAGCUUUUUGGAAAAUGUCAUUUACGUUUUGUACAUCAGAUUUUUAAAAAACAUUUCUCAAUUGUACAUAGUGUAUAUAACUGUUGUUCUGUUCUGUCUUGGCAUUAUCCUGACUAGCUAUUGAAAAGCAGAAAUAAUCCUGGAUGUUUUCUAGGCUGCGCUUUUUAGGGAAAGAACUCUUAAGCUGUGUUAAGAGAUGCAAAUGUAAAAAAUAUGUGGUGCUUGUCCUUGUUCUUGCAUUUGCAAAUUAAAUGUUUACAAUUUGGAUAGCAUUUUUCAAUUCUGCAUGAAGCAAAUUGUUAAUACAACUGUUGUUUGCAGUAACCUUAUUCUUAACUUACUCUUAACUGAGCUGUCACCGGUAAAGCAUGAAUGAAAUAUUCUAGCAUUUUGCUAAGAGUGCCUGUCUUAACUCAUCAAGUGUUCAUAUCUACCUUGCAACUGUAUAUACAUGAUAAACUACUCUCGUACUUUUUACUCCUGUUUGGAGUAAGAAUUUCUAACCACAUGCUCCUACAGAUUCCUACAGUUAAUAUAAGGUAUCAUAACGGAAGCUUUUUUGGAACUAAUUAAGCAAAGCAGCUUUGAGAAAGACAAAAUUUGUGAAGAGAGUAUCUGGGAUCAGAAGUGUAAGUAAAAAUUAAAGGGCAGCUUGAUUUGGAACAAGUAAAUAGAUGUAAAUGUAUACCUUUCUGUGCUCACUUGAAGACCCCCAUGGAAUACAGAUGUGUGAGGAUCAUCAUUCAAUAGAACAUUUUGGAGUGAUGCUUGCCAGCAAUUUGACAAGAUUAAAAUAGAUAUUUCUUUUGAAAAUAUAAUUGAAUGCCCCUAACUAGUGAUGUGCCUUGCUCUAGAGAUGUGUAUGCACACCAAACAUGCAUGGCUGAUUUGCAUGGACACAUCUCCAUUAACUGUAAAGGUGGAAAAACACCUUCAGUACAAAAGGAAUUAAUGAUCAAACCCUUGUCUCCAGGAAAGCUACGCGUACAUUAUAGCCUCAGUGCUAAAAAUUAUGUUGGAAGAGGGCAGUGGGUGCCAAUGCAGCUAAUAAUCUACCUGGAAAUAGAAACAGAAUCGAGAUCUUGUUACAAAUUUGGUUUAUAAGAACCCAUUUCUAAUUAUAGGACUGCUGCCAACCACCCUUUUGGUAACAUGAAGGCAAACAGCAGCCAGGGAUCCCCCCCCCCGAAUACAGAGCAUGUGCAGCUGUUUUUCAUUCAACUUUAAGCAGGCAGCUUAAGCAUGCUUUUGUAAAUAGGAUUUUAAUGUAACAUAAUUCAGUUCUAAUGCAGUUCAAGCAGCUUUCAUUAAUUCUGUUGACUUGCCUAAAUUAUUCCUAGCUUUUUAUCUGUUGUAUUUACUUUUUGACACGUUAAUCCUUAAGUGAUAGGUUCAUAUUUUUGGUUUGCAUGUAGUAAUGUUAAUGUGAAAUAAAGAGCACAUCACUUUAAACUUGCAAAAUGGAUUUGAAGAUAUAAAAAGGAGCAUGUAUUUGAAAGCUAUUUUCUCCAUUCAGGAAAAAUUAUGUUAGACACAGGAAAGCAUCAAAAUCAAUUAUAAACAGAAAAUAAAAUCAACAGACGCAUUGGACUUUUGUUGUCAUCAAAUAAAUAUCUUUUUUCCAUUUCACUUGAAGCCAUUGACUGUUGAUCGGAUUCUAAACAAAUUGUGUUUGAUCUAGCAAGAAAUCUGUUUGCUCCUGUAAAACAGAUCUGAAAAGUAAUGUUUUAAUUUUGUAUACAAGAGGCUCUCGAAAUAAUUUCCACUGCACUGUAGUAAACUGAUUAUGUUUCAUGUACCUUAAAUUGAAACUUUAUUGUACUAAACAAAAUAGGAUUAAA